Molecule: messenger RNA, 1800 nt
Organism: Alternaria atra
Lineage: Eukaryota; Fungi; Ascomycota; Dothideomycetes; Pleosporales; Pleosporaceae
Exons: 3
Coding region: 1-1800 (599 amino acids)
Source: RefSeq, a predicted model, not a curated record
AUGGACACGUACAAUCUCAAGACCGCAUCGACUUACAUUAACAAUUUACUGCUUGCCAGGGGGUUGUUACGCAAUGGCAAGCCGAUUGAAUUUGCGCAUCCGUCGAGGGGGGAGGGGGGGAAAGAGGCCACCAUGGCCCAGAUUAUCAACUUGGUGCACGACUUGAUAUUAAAGCGUGAUCGCGACCAAGAAUACCGCGAAUCCAUCGCCGACACGUUACGAAACUUACGCUCAGAAUCGACGCGCCAGACAGCAGCCCUCGAGAAGCAGCACAACCGCAAUGCAGACCUAUCGCGACAACUCUCCCUCGCCCAGGCGCAGGAGCAAUCGGCGCGCAAAGCCUUACACAUUGCCGAAUCGUCGGCGCGAAAGUUGCGCGCAGAGAUGCAGCGGCUUAAGACGACCGUCGACCAGAUACGCACCAGCUGCACAAACGACGUGCGAAAGCGCGACAAAGAAAUUGCAAGGCUUAAGAGUCACUUGACGAGCCAGCAGCGGGGCAAUAAGACGGGUCUGGUAGGCUCGAGCAUUACCAUCAACCCCGGCACUACAGGCUUGAGCGCUGCUAUGGGUCAUGUGCGCGAAGAGACACCCAACAUCGACGAUCCCGAAUACAAUCUGAAGCAGGAGACGACCGAGUUUCUGACGCAACUAAGUCAGAGCUUGAGCGACGAGAAUGACAACCUCAUCGGCCUCGUACGGAGCACUUUGUUGACACUAAGAGAACUACAAGGCAUGCCAGAAGUCAGUCGCAAACAAGACACAGAAGACGGUUCCCUCGUAGGCGACGAGGAAGACGACACGCAACAGGACAUGCUGCACGCACUGCCCACCGAUUACGAGACCUUAGCCGACGAUAUGGACACAGUGCUGGAUAACCUGAAGAAUCUCCUUACGAACCCGAACUUUGUGGCAGUGGAAGAAGUCGAGAUGCGUGAGGAGGAGAUACACAGGCUGAGGGCAGGCUGGGAGAAGAUGGAGGCUCGGUUACGAGAGUCUUUUAUACUCAUGGACUCCUGGCGAAAGCGCAUGACCAAUGGCGACACCAUCAACCUCGAAGAACUCAGAAUGGGAUUGGGGUUCGGUGAAGGUUUCGAGACGGUUGACAGGGAAGGAUUCUCUGUAAUUCAAGAAGAAAGUGAAGCCGACGAGGUCGAAAGUUCAGCCUUGGAAGAAGAUGUGGACGAUACAGAGGAGCAAGAAGAGGGUGAUCAACUUCCCUCGCCUGAAUCACACGAGAAGCCAGAAACAACCACUGGGCCCGGCAUGUUCAGAAUCAAGCUGCAACCCAGUCAGUCAGCGCUUAGAGAGAGCAACGGCAAUAAGUCGCCCAUUCGAUCGCCCCGCAAGGUCGCCUUUUCGGCUUCCAUUCCGAAUACACCGUCUCAACAUGAUGAGGAGAAUGCAGACGCGUCUGGGGUAGAUCUAGUUGGUGCUGAGAAAACUAGUCGCCCAACUUCUGCAGCCAAACCACCACGAUCUGAAGAACGAGCAUCCAGACCAACGAGUCAAGACAGACUACGCCAUACCAAAAAGCGCCUAUCGAGCCCACAUACGCACCCCGAAGAGCGAUCGCCGAAAUUAUCAGUCCAAGACAAACUACGAGAGGCCGCGAAAGCGGCCGCUGUAACCGAUGGAGACAUCUCCACCAAGAAGACGGACAAGAGCACCGAAGUGCCCGAGGAAAACCCUAAGAAGCGGGCACCUAGAUCUCCAGUUAAGACACGAGUCGGUGGGAGGCCGAAGAGGAGGAAGAGCACGUUGACGCCAGAAGAAUUGGCAAACCUCUUGGGCUGCUAG